AGCUCCUCUCCUGCCCAGCAGGGCUGAGGGCACUGCCUGCUGGCACUUGAGAGGAAUGAAGCAGACAGAGGCUCAAAGAAACAGGAAGGACAAUUCCGUGCUUCAUCGUGCAGAAAUGUUCCCCACUUCUGACAGGGACCUCAUGUCCAGAGCGAAGAAAUGUCCAACAGCAGCUCCAUCAGCCACUUCCUGCUGCUGCCAUUGGCACACACGCGGCAGCUGCAGCUCCUGCACUUCUGCCUCUUCCUGGCCAUCUCCCUGGCUGCCCUCCUGGCCAACGGCCUCAUCAUCAGCGCCGUAGCCUGCGGCCACCUCCUGCACAGCCCCAUGUUCUUCUUCCUGCUCAACCUGGCCCUCAGCGACCUGGGCUCCAUCCUCACCACUGUGCCCAAAGCCAUGCAAAAUUCCCUCUGGGACACCAGGAACAUCUCCUACGCAGGAUGUGCUGCACAGCUCUUUUUGUAUGCAUUUUUUAUGUCAGCAGGGUAUUGCCUCCUGACUGUGAUGUGCUACGACCGCUACGUGUCCAUCUGCAAACCCCUGCACUACGGGACCCUCCUGGGCAGCAGAGCUUGUGCCCACAUGGCAGCAGCUGCCUGGGCCAGUGCCUUUCUCAAUGCCCUGCUGCUGACAGCCAAUACAUUUUCCCUGCCCCUGUGCCAUGGCAAUGCCCUGGGCCAGUUCUUCUGCGAAAUCCCACACAUCCUCAAGCUCUCCUGCUCACACUCCAGGCUCAGGGAACUUGGGCUCAUUGUGCUAAGUGUUAUUCUAUAUUUUGGCUGUUUUGUGUUCAUUGUUUUCUCCUAUGUGCAGAUCUUCAGGGCUGUGCUGAGGAUCCCCUCUGAGCAGGGACGGCACAAAGCCUUUUCCACCUGCCUCCCUCACCUGGCUGUGGUCUCUCUGUUCCUCAGCACUGGCACAUUUGCCCACCUGAAACCUCCCUCCAUCUCCUCUCCAUCCCUGGAUCUGUCAGUGUCAGUUCUGUACUCGGUGGUGCCUCCAGCCCUGAACCCCCUCAUCUACAGCCUGAGGAACCAGGAGCUCAAAGCUGCAGUGUGGACACUGAUCACUGGACCAUUUAAUUAACACUAAACUGCUGGC
Prinia subflava (tawny-flanked prinia) is the source of this 1101-nucleotide messenger RNA. RefSeq names its product olfactory receptor 14A16-like. The record is from RefSeq and is a predicted model, not a curated record. Bases 160 to 1086 code for a protein of 308 amino acids. Gene Ontology annotation, molecular function: olfactory receptor activity; G protein-coupled receptor activity. The transcript has 2 exons. Gene Ontology annotation, biological process: G protein-coupled receptor signaling pathway; detection of chemical stimulus involved in sensory perception of smell. Lineage: Eukaryota; Metazoa; Chordata; Aves; Passeriformes; Cisticolidae. Gene Ontology annotation, cellular component: plasma membrane.